AUGCCCCCCGUAUGCAAGCCUCUUCCCCAGGCGUCUCUAGUCUACAUCACCCCCUCACCCGCCACAUACUUGCCCCUCCCCACCCCACGAAAUGAGCCCCAGUCUCACAGUCCGAGCGGCCGACAAAUUAUGUCGUUUAUGGGCGACGAAUUGAGAAAGACGAAGGCGGCUUGGAACAACGUCGAGUAUCCUGCGAUGUUCGAGCCCAGCGAGCCGGAGCUUCUCUCCUGUACUGCGGAGGUCUGCUUUGUGCUCCGCUCAGAAGGCUUUUGCGGGUCCAGAAUGGUAGUCGCGCUACCUAUGAAGCUGCAAGCCCUGAUCUUGCUCGACCCUGUUGCUCGGCGGAUACCAUUCCUUCCCCACGUUGUUGCGUGCGCCCCCGGUAACGCCCUCGCCAUGUCUAUUCCCCCAGUACCCAACUCGACCCCGGCGCCAGCACGCCAGUCAGUCAUAAGAGGGCUCGCGAUUGUGCUGGUGGACAUAUGUGUGGUGCUGCAGAGCUCACCAUGUGCCGACAUCUUGUUCUCUGAGCAAGGCGCUGUGGCUUCCACCUGGUCUUUUUGUCGCUGGUCCGAAAAGAGAUCAUACAAGAUCCAUUUAGGCCUCUCCCUCUUCCCUUCCCUCGCCCGAGUCUCACUCGUACGCGUAAAUCGUACCCCAAUACCCUCAGCAACUCAGCUUUCGUUUGCACCUCUCCAUCUCAGCAGCACCACUUUCUUCCCUUGUUCCCAUCCCAUCCCCACUGUCGCCGACACUCUCAUCGCGACACCCCGGUCCAGCCUACCCCAACAACAGACCCGCCCGUAUUCUGACAGCACAUCCGCUCCUCCCAAAUUUGAGCUAGCAUCCGCCUGUUGUCGUAUGGGAUGCGUUGUAGGGGGACUCUGA
Cryptococcus wingfieldii CBS 7118 is the source of this 888-nucleotide messenger RNA. RefSeq lists its product as hypothetical. The transcript is spliced from 5 exons. Bases 1 to 888 code for a protein of 295 amino acids. NCBI's taxonomy places the organism in Eukaryota, Fungi, Basidiomycota, Tremellomycetes, Tremellales, Cryptococcaceae. The record is from RefSeq and is a predicted model, not a curated record.